This is a messenger RNA of Cutaneotrichosporon cavernicola, 585 nucleotides long. RefSeq lists its product as uncharacterized. The coding region runs from base 1 to 585 and encodes 194 amino acids. NCBI's taxonomy places the organism in Eukaryota, Fungi, Basidiomycota, Tremellomycetes, Trichosporonales, Trichosporonaceae. Gene Ontology annotation, cellular component: endoplasmic reticulum membrane. The record is from RefSeq and is a predicted model, not a curated record. The transcript is spliced from 4 exons. Gene Ontology annotation, biological process: endoplasmic reticulum to Golgi vesicle-mediated transport.
AUGGGCUUCGCAUCCAACAUCGUCAUCGGCACCGCAGCCUUCCUUCUGGGCAUGGUCUUUGUCUGCCAGGUGGUGGACAUCGGCCUGCUCUACCUCCCCCUGACGAACGAGGCGAUCCAGGCAGGCUACGAGUUCUACGAGAUGUGGUACGAGGCUCCGGGGGCUGUCAAGGCCCUCUUCCAUGUCGCCCUGGCUAUUCCCAUGCUCACGCUCAUUAUCAAGCUCAACAAGUGGUCGGAGAGCGCAAAGUUCUUUGACGGCUCGGCGCUUGUCAUGAUGACCGCCUGUGUGGUCCUCUACCUCUCGGUCCACAUCCAGUCGCUGCGCACCUUCCUUCCGGACGCCAAGUCGACCUGGAGUAUCAUCCCUGCCCCCCCUGUUCUCGAGAAGGCCGCCACCGAGACGGAGAAGAUCGAGGCCCUGCGCGUGCUGUCUGCCGGCAACGCGCUCGUCGGCCUGCUCCUCGUGGGCGUUAUCGGGAUGCAGAUCGGCCAGGAGUACGCGCACUACGUCGAGGCCAAGGAGCAGAAGGCGCUCGACGAGGCUGCCGCACGCAGCGACGCCGACUCCAAGAAGAACAUCUAA